Phaeoacremonium minimum UCRPA7 is the source of this 333-nucleotide messenger RNA. RefSeq names its product putative 60s acidic ribosomal protein p1 protein. The record is from RefSeq and is a predicted model, not a curated record. Lineage: Eukaryota; Fungi; Ascomycota; Sordariomycetes; Togniniales; Togniniaceae. The transcript has 4 exons. Gene Ontology annotation, molecular function: protein kinase activator activity; structural constituent of ribosome; ribonucleoprotein complex binding. The coding region runs from base 1 to 333 and encodes 110 amino acids. Gene Ontology annotation, cellular component: ribosome; cytosolic large ribosomal subunit. Gene Ontology annotation, biological process: translational elongation; cytoplasmic translation.
AUGUCUACUGCUGAGCUGGCAACGUCGUACGCGGCGCUCAUCCUCGCUGAUGAUGGCGUCGAGAUCACUGCCGACAAGAUCACCACUCUCCUGAAGGCCGCUGCCAUCGAGGAGGUUGAGCCUAUCUGGGCCCAGCUAUUCGCCAAGGCUCUCGAGGGCAAGGACGUGAAGGACCUUCUGUCGAACGUCGGCUCUGGCGGCGGUGCUGCUGCCGCUGCCGGUGGUGCCCCCGCUGCUGGCGGUGCUGGUGCUGCUGAGGAGGCCGCUGAGGAGGCAAAGGAGGAGGAGAAGGAGGAGUCCGACGAGGAUAUGGGUUUCGGUCUUUUCGACUAA